AUGGCCAGCAACAACUAUGAUGUUGCUGCUCAGAACGCCGCACUAGCUGGGACUAACCAGUUCACGGCGGUUCAGGGCGAGGAAGAAGAUCCUUUUAUCUGGAGCAAGAAGCCCAAAAGUCUCAGUGACAUCCUGAAGGCAACUACACUACCCGUUGUUGUAAAACUGCGCAAUGAAAGCACAGGAGGCGACAAUGACAAACCUGUGGACCUUCGCCAGCCUUUUCUACUUUACAGAGAACUGAAAAGCAGAAAGCUACACGCCUGCAACCUCAGACCCCGUCCUGCUACCCGCGAUGUGGGACAACUGGUGUACAAAGUGGUUGGGCCACCAAUCACUUUCCCUGAGAGCUUUCCAGGAUAUUUCAAGCUGCUGGACUCCAGUGAUCAACCUUUGACAGGGAUUGCAGAAGUCAGCAGGUUGAUGUCUAAGUCUUUCGUCAGCACUGGGCCUUGUGAAGGCUACCUGUGUAUAAUACAGCUGGCGGAUACCGUAUAUCAAAAAGCAACGCUUUCCCCUGGUCUGUACUACUCAAACAGCAUCUUUGAAGGCACCAUCACCUACAUCAGUAAAAGGAAAACAGAGAAAAGAAAGCUUUUGAGGUCACUAGCUUGCACUGACGACAAAGGCAAGACUGUGUUAUUUCCAAUGGACACCAAGGGUGACUUCUAUAUAGCAGAGAUCAACGAAAAAUUUUCACGGCAUGUAAAUAAGGCGCCGCCUAUGAUUAAGGAAGGCCUUAGGGCUAGAAUUGUGUACGGACAAUCACCAGAACAAGAGUGUGACUUCACCGGAUUGGUGGAGUUGAAGCAUGUGACUGAAGAACAUACAAUAAUUGGCUGUACAAUGACUUCCUCACCCCGGCUGUUUGAAAUGGCUGUUACAACCGAUCCACUUUUCACUGCAUCAUUGAACUCCCAUGCAAACUACAUGGAAAGAGAACUGCAAAAGUAUCUGAAAUUUGCGAAGACGGAAUGUGAUAGUUAUAUGAAGUCUAUCAAAGUGAAAAAAGGCUAUGAUAUUGACAAAACUCAGGGUAAAGAUCAGUAA
Molecule: messenger RNA, 1050 nt
Organism: Candidula unifasciata
Lineage: Eukaryota; Metazoa; Mollusca; Gastropoda; Stylommatophora; Geomitridae
Source: the annotation of a GenBank genome assembly